Messenger RNA from Entrophospora candida, 669 nucleotides. Lineage: Eukaryota; Fungi; Glomeromycota; Glomeromycetes; Entrophosporales; Entrophosporaceae. The record is from the annotation of a GenBank genome assembly.
AUGGAGGACAAUAACACAUCAGAGGAUAAAUAUGACUUUGAGGCAGAAGAUUUAUUUGGAACAGGUGGAAGUAGUGAAGAUGCCUCAGAAGAAAAAAGGGCUGAAAACCUCCAUUCUAAAGUAGCAGAUAUACAAAUAUUCAAUGCAUUUCCUCACACUAAAACCGAUAAGCUUGAUUUAAUAAAAUUGCCAAGAUUUUUUACUCAAUCAUAUACAAAUUUUGAUCCCAAGACAUAUUAUGGAGAAAAUGAGUCAAAUUAUUGUAAGGGUGUCAGAUUUGCAACAGCAAGCUCGAUUAGAUGGCGUUAUAACAAGAGAAAAAGAGAAGAUGGUGAGAAUGAGAUCAUUGAGAAAGAAACAAAUACAAAAUUGGUAAAAUGGUCUGAUGGAUCAAAAACACUUCAUAUUGGAAAAGAAUCAUAUUCAUUAAAUUCUUAUGAACUUGGAAGACCAAGAUAUAUAGCAAUUGCACAUAAAGAAACAAAAGCUCUUGAACAAAAAGCUCGAAAAUCAUCUAAUGCACUUAAAAUCAAUAGAACCCGUAAAAGAAAAUAUCAUAAAUUAUGUGACAGGGAUACAAGAACAAAAUUAACAAGAAAAUCACCAUACAAUGAUACUUAUGAUGAUGGUUCUGGAUUUGUGGAUGAUGAUGAAGACAGAGAUUUGUGA